AUGGAAAUAGAGCUUUACAAUGCUGCACUAUCAGGUGAUGUAAGCUUUCUAAAAGAUGCACGAAACAAAGAAAUAGAGAGUGGUAGUGAGGAAUAUUUUCUUAAGCAAACUGAUCACAAAAAUAACAUCCUUCACUUAGGAAUUCAAUAUCAGCAAUUCGGGUUCGUAGAAGAAGUUGUUUUAAAGGGCUUAGUAUCUAAACAAGCCAUUGAUAAGCUGAUGAAUCAGAAGAACGAAGACGGAAACACCCCUGUCCAUGUCGCCGCUGAGGUGGGCGACAUGGACAUUUUUAAGCUACUCCAUAACUAUGUGUACGAGGAGACAGUCGAAGAGGAGGGUAGCGCGUUCAUAACGAAGAAUGGAGAGGGCAACAUACCAUUACAUGUUGCACUUAUCCAUGGUAACGUUGAGGUUGCUAAAUUGUUGGUAGAAAACCAUCCUAAAAUGGUUAAUGUUAUCAACAAUUAUAAAGAGACUCUCCUUCAUCUUGCAACCAUGCACCAACCUAUUGAAUUAGUUGAUAUCUCGAUAAUUUAUAACAAAUCAAUAGAUGUACCAAUCGAGAAGAGAAAAGUUGCAAAUACCCCAUAUCUUGACAUGAUAAAGCUUCUAUUAGAGAAAGAUAGAUUAAUACUUGAUCAUUGCCCACAUUCUGCGGAGUUGCGUGAUGGUUCAAGCAAGACCAUCUUACACCUUUUGAAAACGAUACCGAGCUACAAAGAAGGCAAAGACUUGCUUGAUGUUAAAGAAAUAUUUGGUCUUAGGAAUCAUCAAGACAAAGAAGGAAACACACCAUUACAUAUGGCUGCAAAGAAUUUGAACUUUUACAUGGUGCGAGUUCUAUUGGAUUCCUCGGCCAAACAAAGCAUUCGAAACAAAGAUGGAAUCUCCGCUGCAUCUUUAAUUCAAGAACAGUUUGAGCAAACCUUGGAGAAAAAUCAAAUGACGUUGGAAGUUUGUGAAGCAAUAGACAGGGCAAACAUGAGUUUUUUAAGGGAAAAACUGCAUAAUUUUGGAAAUAAUUAUCUUUUCUCAAGAGAUUCUAAGAGGAGGAAUGUCCUUCAUAAAUUAAUGCAAAUAAGCAACGGAACUCCUGUCAUACCAAAUGAUUUUGUUGAUUUCAUUGAAGAAGUUCUCGAAAGCUUUCCCACGUUUAUAGGUCAAGUAGACAUUAACGGGGACACUCCGCUACAUAUCCUAAUGCGAAAUUCUCCGAACACCUUGAUUCGUUAUGUCUCAGUGUGGAGUGAUUAUUGCGUGUUAUCAUUGUCAGAAUUGAAGUUUGUGUUGAGAUUAUUAGAGCUUUGUUACACAUAUUUUGAAAGAUAUAAAGAAGAGGCUAGAUCGAAAGGAGCUCAUUAUGAUCGGCCGUGGUUGGUGCAAAACUCGAAAGGCAAUACACCCCUUCACGAAGCGCUACUAAUCAAAAAUCAAGAUCCUGAGGUGGUGGUGAAAUUGCUAGAGUUCGAUAUCAAUAUUGUUGCUAGGUUAACAAACAACCUUAAUGAGACACCUCUUCAUCUCGCAGCUGAAAUAUUCAACUACUCGGGUGAAGAUGUGGAUAGUGUAAUCAUAGAUGAUUUGGCGAAGGCAUAUGAGGAUGCGGCCUAUACACAUGACAAAAAUGGUCUAACACCUCUUUUAAGGGCGGCUCAAAGUGGUAAUGUGAUCACAAUCUCAAGAUUGCUCAUGUACUUUUCAGAUUCAGUAAUGACAUCUGAUGAAAAACACGGCCAGACAAUGUUGCACCUAUUAAUACAACAUCAACCAUAUUGUAUUAAGUACCUUUAUAAAGCACAUGGAAAUUCAAAAUUUGAAAAACAGAUCUUUUUUCAAAACUACGAGGGAGACACGCCAUUGCAUCUAGCUAUUAAAGGUGGACGCUUCUUCCAUGCAAAACAUUUUCUUCAAGGUAUGGAGACUGGAACGAUUUCGAAACUUCUUGAAAGUAAGAAUAAUGCUGGUGUAACUCCUAGUGAUUUAUUAGGAUCCUCACAAAAGAUUCCGGUACAGUCUUACUUUAAAGAAAGAGGAGAGAUAGUACCACUUUAUAUGGCGGAUGAGUUACUUCUACUACCAGCAAUUUGUUUUAGUAUAUAUUUGGAACUUGCUUAG
Chenopodium quinoa (quinoa) is the source of this 2115-nucleotide messenger RNA. Its product is annotated as serine/threonine-protein phosphatase 6 regulatory ankyrin repeat subunit B-like. Gene Ontology annotation, molecular function: protein binding. The transcript is spliced from 6 exons. The coding region runs from base 1 to 2115 and encodes 704 amino acids. The record is from RefSeq and is a predicted model, not a curated record. NCBI's taxonomy places the organism in Eukaryota, Viridiplantae, Streptophyta, Magnoliopsida, Caryophyllales, Amaranthaceae.